AUGGAUUUUGCUUCUCUAAUGGACAGCGCUAUCGCUGAAGCCGCGCCUCCGUCGAAAUCAAAAAAGUACAUGAAACGAUCAGAUGUUGAAGCAGAACGACAAGCCGCGUAUCUUGCCGAACAGCGUAAAAUCGAAGAGGAGAAAGCCGCGAAACAGAAGCAAAAGCGCAAACGGGAGGAGGAGGAAUUGGAAGCUAAUAAAGCUCGAGAGUUCAAGCGGGCGAAACUUGCGGAAGAGUCGAGGCGGCGGAGGGAAGAGCAGGAAGCCGAGGAGGAGAGGGCAAGGAGGAAGAGGUUAGGUUUGCCGGAGUUGAUCAAGGAGGUUGAGCAAGAAGUCGAGGAGGAUGAUGUUAAGGAAGAGGAAUUGGUGGAGAAGUUGAGGGAGAUGGGUCAACCUAUUAAGCUAUUUGGGGAGAGUCAUAAGCAGAGAGUGAGAAGAUUUAGAAAGUUAGGGACUGUUAUAACCACUGGAAUUAUUCCUACAUCGCUUGUAUUGGUCGAUGAGAAGGAUAUGAAAGUCAAUGAGUUACCGAAGGAUACAGAGGGCAAGAAGUUCUUAUUCAGGCAGUUGGCCUCAUACUUCACUAUGGUUUUGACGGAGUGGGAAUUUGCUUUGCAAAAAGAGUCGCGAGAUACUUUUACCAGUAAAGCAGCUUUUAAUGCUAUGGUACGGGCAAAGGAAGAUAUGGUACCUCUAUUCCGCAAAUUCGAAAAGGGAGACCUUGAUGAAGGCGUUCUCGAGCCAAUAGUAGAAAUUGUCAAAGCAGCCCAGGAGAGAAGAUAUGUCGACGCAAAUGAUGGCUAUUUACGAUUGAGCAUCGGCAAAGCAGCAUGGCCCAUUGGAGUCACUAUGGUUGGUAUCCACGAACGUAGUGCUCGAGAAAAGCUUCACGAAAGUGACAAAGGACAUGUGAUGGGAGACGAAGUCACACGAAAAUUCCUCCAAAGUAUCAAACGAUGUCUCAGCUUCGCACAAGUCAGAUGGCCGCCAGAAGAUAUCAGACAAUUGAUGGGUUGA
Glarea lozoyensis ATCC 20868 is the source of this 1017-nucleotide messenger RNA. RefSeq names its product Functional of the splicing factor Prp18. The transcript is spliced from 2 exons. Gene Ontology annotation, biological process: RNA splicing; generation of catalytic spliceosome for second transesterification step. The record is from RefSeq and is a predicted model, not a curated record. Gene Ontology annotation, cellular component: U2-type post-spliceosomal complex; U4/U6 x U5 tri-snRNP complex; U5 snRNP. NCBI's taxonomy places the organism in Eukaryota, Fungi, Ascomycota, Leotiomycetes, Helotiales, Helotiaceae. The coding region runs from base 1 to 1017 and encodes 338 amino acids.